Messenger RNA from Fusarium pseudograminearum CS3096, 4092 nucleotides. RefSeq lists its product as uncharacterized. The transcript is spliced from 3 exons. The record is from RefSeq and is a predicted model, not a curated record. Gene Ontology annotation, biological process: post-Golgi vesicle-mediated transport; intracellular protein transport; endocytic recycling. Bases 1 to 4092 code for a protein of 1363 amino acids. Lineage: Eukaryota; Fungi; Ascomycota; Sordariomycetes; Hypocreales; Nectriaceae. Gene Ontology annotation, cellular component: plasma membrane. Gene Ontology annotation, molecular function: magnesium ion binding; ATP binding; ATP hydrolysis activity.
AUGGCUGGGCGACCGCCUGGAGGAGGUUUCAAUACCGGACACUCGAAUAAUCGCGACGACCUCUUGCUCGAUCUCGACAAUGACCAGCCCGUCUACGGUGGCGGCCAACGCUCAAAUCUUAACGACGACGACCUGAUGCGCUUUCAUGAACAAAAUCAAGACCCCCCGCCAGGAAGAACUUCAGUAUCCUACGACGACUUUGUCGGCGCUCGAGACGCGAACCACCCUCCGGCCUCGCAUCCUCCCGGCGCUCUGGGUGUCCCUGGAUCCGGCCCGGGCUCGAAUCCUUACCUCAACAGGCAAUAUAGCCAAACGUCCGAACUUGGCAACUACCAGCGUUAUGCGGACGAUUUCGACGAUUACCCUGCUGAAGGCGAUUCGUACUACCACAACGAUGGGGGCGUAAGGGUUGACGAGCGUACACCGGGUUUGGGUAUGAACAGUGCGCGGAACCGGAACAGCGUUUUGACUAUGGGUGGGGGUUUUAUAGGCAAAGUUAAGAACAGAUUAGGCAUGGGCCAAGGUUAUUCAGAGAUGGACUUGCCUCUGACGCAGCCUGGCCAUGAUCGAGGGGAUUCUGUUGGAGGACAAUCCCAGAUGCCUCCGCAACAGGGUCAAAAGGGUAGAUUCGACAUGGGCAAUUUCAAGUUUGGAUUUGGACGAUCGAAACCAGACCCCUCGACCCUUGGCCCAAGAAUCAUCUAUCUCAACAACCCACCCGCAAACGCCGCCAACAAAUAUGUUGACAAUCAUAUCUCGACCGCCAAGUACAACGUCGCAUCGUUCUUACCGAAGUUCCUCUACGAACAGUUCUCCAAAUUCGCCAACAUCUUCUUCUUGUUCACUGCUGCACUUCAGCAGAUUCCCAACCUGUCCCCCACCAAUCCGUAUACAACCAUUGCACCUCUCACUGUAGUUCUGAUCAUUUCUGCUGGUAAAGAAUUGGUCGAGGAUUACCGCAGAAAGCAAGCCGACAACGCUCUCAAUACAUCCAAAGCACGUGUACUUCGAGGUUCCAAUUUCGAGGAAACCAAAUGGAUUAACGUGGCCAUUGGAGACAUCAUCAGGGUCGAAUCAGAGGAGCCUUUCCCUGCUGAUCUGGUUCUUCUGGCUAGUUCCGAACCCGAAGGUCUCUGUUAUAUCGAAACUGCGAACCUGGAUGGUGAGACUAACCUCAAGAUCAAGCAAGCGAUCCCGGAAACUUCGGCCAUGGUUUCGCCUAACGAGCUCAGCAGGUUGGGCGGACGUAUCAAGUCUGAACAGCCCAACAGCAGUCUUUACACGUACGAAGCAACCUUGACCAUGCAAAUGGGAGGCGGCGAGAAGGAAUAUGCGCUCAACCCAGAACAAUUGCUUCUCAGAGGUGCCACAUUACGAAACACCCCCUGGGUUCACGGUGUUGUAGUGUUUACCGGUCACGAAACUAAGCUUAUGCGUAACGCUACUGCGGCUCCCAUCAAGCGAACCAAGGUUGAAAGGAAACUCAAUUGGCUCGUCCUUUUGCUGGUAGGCAUUUUGCUGAUUCUGAGCAUCGUAUGUACUGUCGGAGACUUAAUCCAACGAAAAGUCGAAGGCAAUGCUCUCUCAUACCUUUACCUGGAUCCUACAAACACUGCCGGACAAAUCACCCAGACGUUCCUCAAGGAUAUGGUCACAUACUGGGUUCUGUUUUCGGCUCUGGUUCCCAUCUCUCUCUUUGUCACCGUUGAGAUGGUCAAGUAUUGGCACGCUAUCCUGAUCAACGACGACCUUGACAUGUACUACGAUAAAAACGAUACCCCUGCUACUUGCCGAACGUCAAGCUUGGUGGAAGAGCUGGGAAUGGUUGAAUAUGUUUUCUCGGACAAAACUGGAACCCUCACCUGCAAUCAGAUGGAGUUCAAGCAGUGUUCGAUUGCUGGAAUUCAAUACUCUGAGGAUGUACCCGAGGAUCGUCGACCAACCAUGAUUGACGGAGUCGAAGUCGGACUUUUUGAUUACAAGGCCCUCAAAUCUAACCUCGCUAAUGGACACGAGACCGCUCCUGCGAUCGAUCAUUUCUUGUCACUGCUCUCUACGUGCCAUACUGUUAUUCCGGAGAUGGACGAAAAGGGCGGUAUCAAGUACCAAGCUGCCUCUCCUGAUGAAGGUGCUUUGGUCGCUGGUGCCCUGGAUCUCGGUUACAAGUUCACUGCUCGAAAGCCCAAAUCGGUUAUCAUCGAUGCUAAUGGCAGGGAACUCGAGUAUGAGCUUCUUGCCGUUUGUGAAUUCAACUCGACCAGAAAGCGAAUGUCAACUAUCUACCGAUGCCCCGACGGCAAGAUUCGAUGUUACUGCAAGGGUGCUGAUACUGUUAUUCUGGAGCGUCUCAAUGAACACAACCCCCACGUCGAAAUCACGCUUCGACAUCUUGAGGAGUAUGCUUCUGAGGGUCUGCGAACAUUGUGUUUGGCUAUGCGAGAAGUUCCGGAGAAUGAGUUCCAGGAAUGGUACAAAAUUUACGACGCGGCCCAAAUGACAGUUGGUGGUAACCGUGCUGAUGAGGUAGACAAGGCUUCGGAAAUCAUUGAGAAGGACUUUUUCCUGCUUGGCGCCACUGCCAUUGAGGAUCGUCUUCAAGAUGGUGUUCCCGAGACAAUCCACACUUUGCAGCAGGCUAACAUCAAAGUCUGGGUUCUUACUGGAGAUCGACAAGAGACUGCCAUCAAUAUCGGUAUGAGUUGCAAGCUUCUCAGCGAGGAUAUGAUGCUUUUGAUCAUCAACGAGGAAACGGCUGCCGCUACACGGGACAACAUCCAAAAGAAAACCGAUGCUAUCAGAACACAAGGAGACGGUACCAUAGAAACUGAGACCCUGGCCCUGAUUAUCGACGGAAAAUCUCUGACGUACGCACUUGAGAAGGAUUUGGAAAAGAUGUUCCUUGACCUGGCUAUCAUGUGCAAAGCCGUCAUCUGCUGUCGUGUGUCUCCUCUUCAGAAAGCUCUUGUUGUUAAGCUGGUCAAGAAGUAUCAGAAGGAGUCAAUUCUUCUCGCUAUCGGCGAUGGAGCAAACGACGUUUCCAUGAUUCAAGCAGCUCAUAUUGGUAUCGGUAUCAGUGGUGAAGAAGGUCUCCAAGCAGCACGAAGUGCCGAUGUGGCUAUCGCCCAGUUCAGAUUUUUGCGAAAGCUAUUGCUGGUUCACGGUGCAUGGAGUUACCAACGUGUCACAAAGACGAUUCUGUUCUCUUUCUACAAGAACAUCGCACUGUACAUGACACAGUUCUGGUACACGUUCCAAAACGUUUUCUCCGGUCAAGUUAUUUACGAAUCAUGGACACUGUCAUUCUACAACGUCUUCUACACGGUUCUACCUCCCCUGGCACUCGGUAUCCUGGAUCAGUUCAUCUCAGCUCGUCUCCUGGAUCGCUAUCCUCAGCUUUACAUGAUGGGCCAGCAAAACUACUUCUUCAGACUGAAAGUCUUCCUAGAGUGGAUUGCCAACGCUAUCUAUCAUUCCAUUGUGCUCUACAUCUGGGGCGAACUUUUUUGGCAUGGUGAUCUCAUCCAGGGAGAUGGCAAGAUCGCUGGCCAUUGGGUCUGGGGUACGGCACUUUACGGUGCUACUCUCCUUACUGUACUCGGAAAGGCAGCUUUGGUCACCAACAACUGGACAAAGUACCAUGUUAUCGCCAUUCCCGGAAGCAUGGCUAUCUGGUAUGUCAUGACUGCUGUCUACGGUAUUGUCGCACCAAUGGCUGGCGUAUCCAUGGAGUACCAUGGCACCAUUCCCAGGAUCUAUGAGAGCCCUGUUUUCUGGUUACAGACGGUCUGCCUUGCCAUAAUGUGUUUGUUGCGUGACUUUGUCUGGAAGUAUGUCAAGCGCAUGUACCGCCCGCAAACAUACCACCACAUCCAGGAAAUUCAGAAAUACAACAUCCAAGAUUAUAGACCCAGAAUGGAGCAAUUCCAAAAAGCGAUUCGAAAGGUACGACAAGUGCAACGUAUGCGCAAGCAACGUGGAUAUGCCUUCUCGCAAGCAGACGAGAGUCAAACACGCGUGCUUCAAGCAUACGACACUACGAAGCAUCGUGGACGAUAUGGUGAGAUGGCCAGUUCAAGGCCAGCGGGCAGGUAA